AAAAGAAGAAGAAGAAGCGGAACUCGUAGCACAACAACAACAUUGUUAGCAGCAUUAGCUCGCAAAAAAGCGAGGAGACUUUUUUCUUCUUAUUUGGGUCCCAUUAACAGGUACGCUGGAAUUUUCGGACACCCACUCGAACAUGUCCUAUGUCUUCAUCAACGACUCGUCGCAGACCAGCGUGCCUCUGCUGCAGUCGUGCAUCGAUGGAGACCUACCCUUCGCCAAGAGGCUGCUAGAGACCGGAUGCGACCCCAACAUCCGUGACAACCGGGGCCGCACCGGCCUCCACCUAGCCGCCGCCAGAGGGAAUGUGGAAAUAUGCCGCCUCUUGCACAAGUUUGGGGCCGAUCUGCUGGCGACAGAUUAUCAGGGGAAUACGGCGCUGCACCUGUGCGGCCACGUGGAUACGAUACAGUUCCUGGUGUCCAACGGGCUGAAGAUCGACAUCUGUAACCACAACGGAUCGACUCCUCUGGUGCUGGCGAAGAGACGCGGAGUCAACAAGGAUGCUAUUCGUCUGCUGGAGGGGCUGGAGGAGCAGGAGGUGAAAGGCUUCAACAGAGGAGCCCACUCCAAACUGGAGACCAUGCAGAUGGCUGACAGUGAGAGUGCGAUGGAGAGCCACUCCUUACUGAACCCGAACCUGCAGAGCACCGAGGGCGUCCUGUCCAGCUUCAGGACCACCUGGCAGGAGUUUGUGGAGGACCUGGGCUUUUGGAGGGUCCUGCUGUUGCUGGUGGUCAUCGCCCUCCUCUCCCUGGGCAUCGCCUACUACGUCAGUGGGGUCCUGCCUUUCUCCACCAGCCAGCUGGAGCUGGUGCACUGAGUAAAGGCUGGGAAGAAGGGUGCGGAAGAGGCAGUAAAAUAAAUGAAUGAAGGUCUGCGUUCAGCUUUGUGUAUAGAACAAAAACCCAGAGUUUUGUUUCUUUGUUGCCCACAUUUGAUCCUUUUUUAUUGUGGUCUUAACAACAUCAUAUGAUACUGUUAGUAAAGCGACGCAAUUUAAAAAAUAUUAUAAAUAUUUUUAGGUGAUUAACGAGAGAGGGCGGUGACUCAGAGACUUCAUGUGUGGCCUAACACCUCGACUCAUUGAUAGACUCAUUUCCUCUUCCUCACACUUGUCAUGUCAUCCCUGUUUGCUCUGUUACAAGCUGUAUAUUGCUGAUGUUUUGUAUCUUUUCAUUGUUUUCUCUCACUUGUUAUUUAUUCAAAUGUCUUUGGUGUGAAUUUUUCCCUCGCUGUCUUUAUUUCACACAAAUACCUGCAGCCUUUCUGACGGGAAACAGUUUUGUCAGGAUAACAGAGCCGACUGCAGAGAAACACCUGGGCUGAGUUUAGAUGAAGCUUCAGGUUUAACUGGGAUUAUGGCAGCAGAUUAAUGCUUCUUACUUUGUUGUAUAUUCAUUUUAUCUUAAUGUGAUUUUGUUAAAGGUUUUCAGUGUUUAUUCCAUCAAACAUUUGAAGUCAUUUAAUGUGCAAAAUGAAUAAAAUCAUGACUGUAAUCUG
This is a messenger RNA of Maylandia zebra (zebra mbuna), 1509 nucleotides long. It is a transcript of the gene ankrd46b, whose product is annotated as ankyrin repeat domain 46b. Gene Ontology annotation, molecular function: protein binding. Lineage: Eukaryota; Metazoa; Chordata; Actinopteri; Cichliformes; Cichlidae. The record is from RefSeq and is a predicted model, not a curated record.